Messenger RNA from Podarcis muralis (Common wall lizard), 998 nucleotides. Its product is annotated as NADH dehydrogenase [ubiquinone] 1 alpha subcomplex subunit 1-like. Gene Ontology annotation, cellular component: respiratory chain complex I. The record is from RefSeq and is a predicted model, not a curated record. NCBI's taxonomy places the organism in Eukaryota, Metazoa, Chordata, Lepidosauria, Squamata, Lacertidae.
CGGACCACCAGAACGAAUUAAGUUCUUAACCCGAGGUGCCACUUUCAUUUCAUCAGCUUGCAUGCUAGAUGCCAUUUUGGAUCAAGAUGGAGGACCAAAACAUGACUUUGACAGGAAUUCACCUGGUAUUUGGUGUCAUGGGUCCAAACUCACAAAUGACAGUAUCCAUUUAAAAAUCACAAUAUUUGUUGGUUUCUACAAAUUUACGGGAUGAAUCUGUUCCUUGGUACGAGUUGUGGCCAAAAAUAUAUAUAUACCAAAGGAAUACACCUGUCACUGUGUGACAUAUGCAACUGAACUAUUCCUUGCUAUUAAAAUGGCCAUUCUUACAGCACUUUCCCUCCAAAUUACAAUGAACACAACUGAAUGAUCCUUGAGCACUUUGAGCAGAGUGAAGAUCUGGUUAUGUCCAAGGGCAAGUGAAGUUUGCUUCUUGGACUGCUGUUGAAUGAAUCAAUUUAUUUUGGUCGCUGACCAGAGUGUGGGCUGUUCUUUGUUGAGUGUCAAUACAGAAAAGUUGAAGACCUUUCCCAAGGAAACUUUUAGAAAGAGACAGACAAGCAUGAACACAAAAAAGUCUGACUGACUGGUUUCAGACCUUAUGACUGGCAUUCACCACAGCCAAGAGCACAGAGAAAAUCCAAAGAGAAAAGAGGCGAACUCUGCUUUGAGAGGCAGCUCUGCUCCCUGAGAGGUCUCCAGGGUCGGGGAGAGAAAGAGCCGCGCAGCCGUCGGGAUGUGGUACGAGAUCUUGCCUGGCUUGGGCCUCAUGUACGUGUGCCUGGUCAUCCCUGGGGUGAGCACCGCCUACAUCCACAGAUACACCAACGGGGGCAAGGAGAAGAGAAUUGCCCGGAACACCUAUCAGUGGUACCUGCUGGAGAGAGACAAGCGUGUGUCUGGAGUAAAUCGCUACUAUGACUCCAAGGGUUUGGAGAACAUUAAGUGAAACCACGGUGCAGUGAAAGCAACUUAAUAAAUAUGCAUUUGACAAAGUG